This is a messenger RNA of Alnus glutinosa, 1751 nucleotides long. RefSeq names its product hydroxyproline O-galactosyltransferase HPGT3-like. The record is from RefSeq and is a predicted model, not a curated record. Gene Ontology annotation, molecular function: hexosyltransferase activity. Gene Ontology annotation, cellular component: Golgi membrane. NCBI's taxonomy places the organism in Eukaryota, Viridiplantae, Streptophyta, Magnoliopsida, Fagales, Betulaceae. The transcript is spliced from 12 exons. Bases 243 to 1277 code for a protein of 344 amino acids.
UCAAUGGGUCUUGGCCACGUGAACAACAAUUUGCCUGGCCUUGGAAGUAACCGCUCAUGCUCCUCUCUCUCUCUCUCUCUGUCUCUCUCAAAAUUCAAAGCUUUGUCUGUUGCUGCUCUUCACUGAUUUCUCUUCCAUUUCCAAUUGAUCGGACUACUUACUUUCACUAUCUCUCAUUCAAAUCACCAACACUCGCAUAGACUCGUUGACUCUCUCUCUCUCUUUCUCUCUCUCUGGUGGAGAUGGAGAGUUUACCGACGACAAUGAAAUCGGAAAGGCGGUGGAGAUCUAAGCCUCUCCAGGCCUCGAAACCCUCGCUUCUGAUGGCCUUCCUCUCUUGCGUAGCUUGGCUCUAUGUUGCCGGCCGGUUGUGGCAAGAUGCAGAGAACAGAAAAUUACUUACUGGCCUUCUUGACAAGAACUCCCUCCAGAGACCCAAAGUGCUUACAGUUGAAGAUAAGCUAACGGUUCUAGGAUGCAGAGAUCUGGAGAGGAGGAUUGUGGAUGCUGAAAUGGAAUUGACGUUGGCGAAGAGUCAAGGGUACCUCAAGAACCAAUUGCAGCAAAGUGGGUCUUCUUCUGGCCAAAAGCUUCUUGCUGUUAUUGGGGUUUAUACUGGAUUUGGUAGUCGCUUGAACCGAAAUGUGUUUAGAGGGUCUUGGAUGCCUAAAGGUGAUGACUUGAGAAAACUUGAAAAAAGAGGAGUGGUCAUUCGCUUUGUAAUUGGUCGGAGUGCCAAUCGAGGUGAUAGCUUAGAUCGCAAUAUUGACGAGGAAAAUCGCUCAACAAAGGAUUUCUUGAUUCUUGAAGGUCAUGAGGAGGCUCAAGAAGAGCUGCCUAAGAAAGCGAAAUUUUUCUUCAGUACUGCAGUUCAAAAAUGGGAUGCAGAAUUUUACGUAAAAGUUGAUGACAAUAUAGGCCUGGAUCUUGAGGGGUUAAUUGGACUUCUUGAUCGUCGGCGUGGUCAAGAUGGUGCUUACAUUGGGUGCAUGAAGUCAGGAGAUGUGAUAUCUGAAGAGGGAAAGGCUUGGUAUGAACCUGACUGGUGGAAAUUUGGCGAUGAGAAAUCGUACUUCCGACAUGCAUCUGGCGCUCUUCUUAUCCUCUCCAAGAAUUUAGCGGAGUAUGUUAACAUCAACAGUGCAUCUCUCAAGACUUAUGCUCAUGAUGAUGUAUCAGUGGGUUCAUGGAUGAUGGGUCUCCAAGCAACUUACAUAGAUGACAAUCGCCUUUGCUGCAGUAGCAUUAGACAAGACAAGGUGUGUUCCCUGGCUUGAUCAGAGGAAAUAGCUUCUUAUCGGGGAAAAUCCGCGCGACUUCCUUUUCGGUCUAUUCAUUCAGCAAGUUUAAUUGCAUGAGCAGCAUCAUUACAUUCCGAACAUUUGUGCACAUAUUUGUUGCAUCCGGUUACCUCGAGGGAUUUGUGAAAACAUUAGCAAGAUUACUCUCUUGGAUCAGGAGAGGCAGCAAUUUUUUUUAUAGGGGGAGGAAAUACGUUUACCAAACUGUUCUCUCUCCAGUUGGUGCCUGCUAUUUGAGCUUGAGUGAAGCUGGAUGCUAGUGUAUAAAAUUGAUGAGAUAUUUCAUGUUUGAUUCAGUCAAUAUAGGAUUAUAGGAAAGGAAAGCCUCUGUUUCCUACCAAUUAUGCAUGUGCAUUCUUUCUCUGGAGUUAAUCCUGAGUUGAGCUAUAGCAUUGUUUCGUGUUGUAUAACAUAAAUUUAAUUAAUUGAUUUGUUAACUUCCCAGAGGAA